CCCCUUUAACAAGCCAGCAUUAGAAGGUGACCAUUACAGUGUCCAUUAAAAGCCAAAUACACAUUUGUGAUAAUAUCUUUUGUUUUAUUUUUGUUUGUUUGUUUGUUUUUCAGAAGGGUGGAGGCCGUAUGCAGUACAAAUGUUUUAAAGUAGUAUGCAAGAUUGUUGUCACUUGAGAUCAUCACAGAAAUGUUAUAUUAUUUAGAUCAGAUUAUUCAUAUUUCUAUCUAGUUUUGUGUAAAAUAUCUUCACUUUUGGUGGUGUGAGUUAAAUAAGAUGGAAUACAGGGAUACAGUAGUGCACAUAGUGUGUACUGCACAUUUCAGCAAAUCUAUUCCAUGCAUGCUAACAUUUCACAUGCUGCAGAAAUAGCAGGACUGGUUUGCUAGUAUGCUGUACACGUUUGUGUAUUUGAGUGUAAGCAAACAUCACAGUAGCUCAAAUAUAAUCCAGUAACAUGUCAGUGUGUGUGUGUGUGUGUGUGUGUGUGUGUGUGUAGCGCAUCACGGUAGUGUUUUAUUAGCUGUGCUUUAAACCUAGAGAUCUGCAAUCAUGUCUGGGGGACAGUCAGCUCGCUGGGAUUGAGACACGGCCCUACUGCAGUUCAGUGUGUGGCCCACAGGAGGCGCAAGGACAGCGGUGUUCACUGCGCAGCUCAGCUGAGCUCGAGACUGAAGCGCGUUCAUCAUCAUCAUCAUCAUCAUCAUGUCCACGGCGGAUCACACAGUCAUGCGCGGCAUCUGGGGCAGGAACGCGCCCGCGGGGAACGCGAUGGAGAAGCCGAAGAACAAGGGCUUCAGUCUGAUCAAGAUGAUGUCUCUGAAUUACAGAAAGGAGAAGAAUCCACAACAGCAGCAGCAGCAGCAUCACAACAACAUGCCCUUCAUGAUCCACAGCCACAUCGGCAAAGAGAUCAAGCACAUAUGCAGCAACUGCAGCCGCGUCAGCCACGCGCAGGACGAGGAGGUGGAGAGGCUGGCCUCCGUGGUGUCCGGAUCACACUGCAGGAGCAGGUUCGGCUCUCUGGGACGCCUCUUAAAACCCUGGAAGUGGAACAAGAAGAAGAGCCAGGACUUCACACAGAUGUCAACCGCUCUGGAGAGGAAGAUGUCGGUGCGUCAGAGCCGAGAGGAGCUGAUCAAACGAGGAGUGCUGAAGGAGAUCUUUGAGAAAGACUCCAGGAGCACAGCUGUGACACCGGCCGACCAGAUGAAGAACACACUGCCCUCAGACUGUGAGAGGACGUCCGAGGACCGCCAGAGGACCGACACCGCUGACUUCCGUGUGUCUCUGGACGGGGGGCUCUGUGCUCAGGACAACACACUCAAGUCACUCACACUUCCUCCCAAGAAAACCGUCACCUUCCCGAGUGACCUUCAGGAGCCACCGGCCAAACCUCCGCUCAUCCACAAACAGCCUCCCGCCCUGCCGCCCAAACCCUUCUCCAGACGGACCAAUCACAGCACAGCUGAGACACAGACCUGCUCCAGACUGACCAAUCACAGCACAGACCCAUGUCUGCAGGGGAAGCCGUGUCCUCAGAAGCUGGUUCUGUACUCGUCUUCAUGGGGUCAGUGCUGUGGUCCCCUGCAGCUGCAGUACAGCGCCGCUCACCCGUCCAGCCGGAUCAUCCUGGAGCUGCAGAAGACGCUGGCGCUCACCUUACACAGACUCGACAGCUCUGCGGUUCACACCGGUCAGUACAGCGCUCCUCUCCGGGCCGUGGACAUCGACUGUGACGCUGAUAAAGAGAACAUCCCCAACGAGUCUGACUAUCAGGACCUGCCCUGCGUGUAUAAAGAUGAAGAGCAGGAGGAGGACGAGGAGGAUGAAGAUGAUUCGCUCUUUACAAACGCUCUGGUGCUGAAGAUCUUGAGGAAGGACUCUCUGGCGGUGAAGCUGAGUAACCGGCCGUCUCCGAGAGAACUACAGGAGAAGAACAUCUUACCUGUCCAGACGGACGAGGAGCGACUGCAGUCCAGACAGCUGAUCGGCAAAAAACUCACAGGGAGACUGAGUCAGAGACCCACGGCUGAAGAGCUGGAGCAGAGGAACAUCCUCAAACCUCAUAAUGAGGAGGAGCAGAUGGAGGAGAAGAGAGAGAUCAGACGCCGGCUCUCACACAAGCUCAGUCAGAGGCCCACGGUGGAGGAUCUGCGUCGAGCUCGGAUCCUGACCCGCUUCUGUGAUUACGUGGAGGUGUCGGACGCUCAGGACUACGACAGACGAGCAGACAAACCCUGGACGAGACUCACCGCGGCGGAUAAGGCUGCCAUCAGGAAAGAGCUGAAUGAUUUCAAGAGUCAUGAGAUGGAGGUGCACGAGUCCAGCCGUCAUCUGACCAGGUUCCACCGGCCCUAGAGAACAUCCUCAGAUCAGCGGGUUCUCCAGCACCAGCGCGUCCCACAGUCGAGGGUCACCUUCAGCGGA
Molecule: messenger RNA, 2430 nt
Organism: Carassius auratus (goldfish)
Lineage: Eukaryota; Metazoa; Chordata; Actinopteri; Cypriniformes; Cyprinidae
Product: phosphatase and actin regulator 1
Exons: 13
Coding region: 706-2361 (551 amino acids)
Biological process (GO): stress fiber assembly; cell motility
Molecular function (GO): actin binding
Source: RefSeq, a predicted model, not a curated record